Silurus meridionalis is the source of this 1715-nucleotide messenger RNA. RefSeq names its product Galectin-related protein A-like. The record is from RefSeq and is a predicted model, not a curated record. Gene Ontology annotation, molecular function: carbohydrate binding. The transcript has 4 exons. NCBI's taxonomy places the organism in Eukaryota, Metazoa, Chordata, Actinopteri, Siluriformes, Siluridae. Bases 138 to 596 code for a protein of 152 amino acids.
UUGUGUCGUCACCACGGGUGAGACGGUUUCCACGGUAACGCGGGUGGGCCUGUAAGACGGUAUCGGCCCAGGCGGGGUUUAAACGCUGUUCAUCUUCAUUCAUCUCAUUUUUCCACAAUAACCGCAGGAUCGAGCAGAUGGAAACAAUGUCUGACACUGCACCGGCACCGAGUGAGAAGGAUUACGUCGGACAGAUUAAAGGAGGUCUGCGUCCUGCUAUGAGAAUCGUAGUGAUGGGCAUCAUUCACGAAAGGCCAAAGAGUAUGAUGGUGACGUUGUCCUGCCAACCCCAAGAAGAAGAUGACAAAGAGCAGGAGGGUGACGUGGGGUUACAGCUGACGGUCAAGUUUCCUGAAAAGGCAGUGGUCCGCACUUCCAGAGUCAAUGGGAAGUGGGGAACAUCGGAGAGCAUCGUCUCUUUCUUCCCUUUUGCUGCUGGAGAGUCUUUUAAAAUGGAGAUCGUGUGUGAGCACCAACAGUUUCGGAUUCUUGUGGAUGGGCAGCCAUUGUGUGGAUACACACACAGAGUGACCCAGCUGGCAUCCCUCACGACCGUGCGUGUGGGCGGAGACCUGCAGCUUACCAAAAUCGCAUGAGAACAUCAUUAAGAGUCGCCAUCCAAAAGAAAUAACCCCAAACAGGCACUUGUAGAAAACUGAAGUUCUUUUACAUAAAUAUCACUCCCUUAGUGACCCUUGACCUCUGGCACUAAGCACUAAGUCAUAAAAACACCCAGACCGCAUACACACAAGUAUGAAUUUCACACAAAUUUCUUCUCCUGGCAGCAGUGUUUUAUACUACAGCGCUUUCGAAUUCUCAAUUCUGAUUGGUCAGAAGGUGUUGGUUCAUUUUCUAUCAAAGAUUUACAUACCGCAAUGCACUUAUUGUUUCAGUAGUAACAGCAGCUUCCAAAGGACUGUUUCUUAUAAAGAGACGCUUCUUUUUAAAACAUGUAUAAUCGCAAUCAUUAAUCUAGUGAAUGUUUUUUCUGUAAAGAAGAGAUUCCAGUGUCAGUAAGGGAACUAUAAAGCAAAUAUAACGUAAGUGAUUGUUAGCAUUUUGACACCAUUUCCUGAAAGCUAGGACAUUGAACUAAAUUCUUGCUCUUUCGGCACAGAAUGUUGUUUCGAAAAAUUUCUAUGUGGACGUUGUUUUAAUAAAUUAACAAACCAGGGACAGAGAAUGUAGGAGUCAUUAUCACUAAUCCUGUCUACAUUAACGUUUUCUGACACAAUUGCAAACUGCUACUUCAAGGGUGGUACAUAAAAUGUACUACAACCUGCUACAACCAUGAACUUAACCUUGAACUUGGGCUCUUUUCAACAGAAGUGCCUUGACAUUUGCAUGUGUGUGUGUGUCCACAUUUUCUUCAUGGAGGCAGGAAAAAUACAACCAGAAAGCUCUCUGAGAGAUUUCUAAUGCAAUAUCUUACAUGGUGCUAUUAGAACACAGUGGUGUGUGUGUGUGUAUGUACAGUAUGUGUGUGUUUGUAUGUAUGUGUGUCACACUCACCUACAAUACACACUUUUUUACACACAUGUAGGAGUUCAUGUACGCUGCAUUAGAGCUCGCCUGAUCAUUUCUAUACUGUAUGUUUGUGUUAACAGGCACAGCAGUUGAAAGACACGUGUUUGACGGAGAAAAAAAGCUUUGUCAAGAUGCCUUUGUUUGAAUUAGAUUCCGGAUGAAAACAAUAAAGGACUUUUUUGCAAAUA